CCCACCCACACCAUCAGCCAACUCAAAGCCCAUUGCCACUAAUUCAUUACGUUCCAGGAAUUCAUGACGCCACACUCAAAACAGAUCACAUCGCGCAUCGGUUCGCAGGCGUCUCCCGUGAAGCAGCCAUUGGUGCUCCCGUGGUUUCAGCACUAGCAGCCGUCGGCAUCACUGCACUCGCGUUCACGGUUCUGCUGUCAGACGUCAACCUAAGCUGAUCACUCUUGAGGCGCCUAAAAAAUAGACGCCCAAGCUGACCAUUCGCUCGCAGCUGCCAUAAUGUGUUCAGCCGUGCCAAUGCAGGCUUCUCUGCCCUCGCCUACACUUUAUUCCCGUUACAAUCCAGACAGUAUUCGCAAAAAUUCCAACGUUUCGUUCCUUCAAUGUCCGAAACCCCUCGUAAACCUCGCGCCGGAAACAUCUCUCCGCCUGCGCCGAUCCCGCACAUCUCUUCCCCCCAUGACCGCGCAAGCGGGGAAGGGCUUCGGGAAGAAGCCGGCGGCCGGCAGCAAGGCCAAGCCGGCCGGCAGCAAAGCCAAUCCGGCCGGCAGCAGCAGCAAAGUCCUUGAUGAGCUUAGCUCCGUCGCAGGGGGCUCAGUUUCCGCAGCGCCAGCAGCGGCGGCGGCGGCGGAAGCGGGGGAGGGGGGAGCGGCGGUGUGCCCGUGCGGGGGAGGGGCGGAGAAGCGCGGGUACAAGGAGUGCUGCGGGCGGUACCAUGGGGGGGUGAAGGAACCAGACGCUGUUACGCUCAUGAAGGCGCGGUAUUCAGCCUUCGCCAAAGGUGUGAUCCCCUACAUCGUCCGAACGACGCAUGAUGACAACCCCAACUUGGGACCAGGGGGAGCGGAGGGGAGAAAGCAGUUGACUGCAGAUUGUGAGGAGACGUGCAACCGCCUGGUGUUUAAACGCCUUGAUAUCAUGUCAACCGAGGCAGGCUCGACAGAGGAUGAAUCUUUCGUCUCGUUCCGUGCCGUCUACGCCUACAAGCACGGCACCACCACUGACAAUCAGAUCCUCGUCGAAAAAUCUCGGUUCGUUCUUGACCCAUCCUCUGGCCGGUGGCUCUACAUUGAGAGGAUCCCCCUGGAUGCUGCUGCGGAGGCGGCCUGGAGGUUGGGGCCAGAGCUGCUUCAGCAGGAGAAGCAGCAGGGGGGGAAGAAAUCUUAUGUCAUGCAGGGAGCAGCACAGCCGAAGCUAAGGCCCAGAUCGAGUUAAGUUGCAACGGAGAGACUUUUUCUUGAUGAUGCUGCUGCGGAUGGGACCUGGAGGUUGGGUCCGGAGUUGCUUCAGCAGGAGAAGCAGCAGGGAGGGAAGAAGUCUUAUUUGAUGAAGGGAGCAGCACAGCCGAAGCUAAGGCCCCGAUCAACUCAGAUUGCAGAGAAAGGAACUCUCCUGCUGCUGUGGAGGCCGCCAGGAGGUUGAGUCCGGAGCUGAUUCAGCAGGAGAGGCAGCAGGGGGGGAGGCUAAGGGAUGUGAUGAGGGGAGCAGCGCAACCAAAGCUAAGGCCCAGAUCAAGCUAGGCUGGUAGAGCCAGGUAGACCGGUGGGUGGAUGCGGCUGCAGAGGCAGCAUGGAGGCUGGGACAGGCAUUAGCACAGCAGGAGCAGGAGCAGGGGCAGGGUAUUUUUGAGAAUUCUAAAAAAUAUCCUGCAAAUUCAGGGGCAGGGUGAGAAUGGGAGGACGUGGACGAGGGAAGUGGCACAGUUGAAACGAAACUGAGAAGGCCCGGUUCAAGGUAGUGCUCUCAGUGCUGCACUGUGUUGCAUUGUAAUUCGUUAAUUUACGGUACCAACUACGGUGCUUCUACACUACACGGCUACUUGAAUGGGCAAUUCC
Messenger RNA from Closterium sp. NIES-67, 1835 nucleotides. The record is from the annotation of a GenBank genome assembly. Lineage: Eukaryota; Viridiplantae; Streptophyta; Zygnematophyceae; Desmidiales; Closteriaceae.